Phacochoerus africanus (Common warthog) is the source of this 825-nucleotide messenger RNA. RefSeq names its product olfactory receptor 7A10-like. The record is from RefSeq and is a predicted model, not a curated record. Gene Ontology annotation, molecular function: G protein-coupled receptor activity; olfactory receptor activity. Gene Ontology annotation, biological process: G protein-coupled receptor signaling pathway. Gene Ontology annotation, cellular component: membrane. NCBI's taxonomy places the organism in Eukaryota, Metazoa, Chordata, Mammalia, Artiodactyla, Suidae. Bases 1 to 825 code for a protein of 274 amino acids. The transcript has a single exon.
AUGGAUGCAGGGAACCAAACAGGUGUCUUGGAAUUCCUCCUCCUGGGCCUCUCCGAGGACCUAGAAUGGCAGCCCCUCCUCUUUGGUCUGUUCUUGUCCAUGUACCUGGUCUCUGUGCUUGGGAACCUGCUCAUCAUCCUGGCCAUCAGCUCUGACUCCCGCCUCCACACCCCCAUGUACUUCUUCCUCUCCCACCUCUCCUUUUCUGAUAUAUGUUUCAAUUCCACCAUUGUCCCCAAGAUGCUGGUGAACAUCCAGACAGCAAGCAAAGCCAUCACCUAUGGAGGCUGCAUCACCCAGAUGUAUUUUUACUUGGUCUUUUUGUAUCUGGACCACUUCCUCCUAACCGUGAUGGCCUAUGACCACUUUGUGACAAUCUGUGGCCUGUUGGCUCUAGUCUCUUGGUCCGUCAGUAUCCUGGUCACCCUCCUCCACAGUCUGAUGGUGCUGCGUCUCUCGAUCUGCACACACACAGAAAUUCCCCACUUCUUCUGUGAGUUGACUGAGGUGCUCCAGUCCUCCUGUUCUGAUGCUCUCAGCAAUUACAUUGUGCUGUUUUCUGUGACUGGCCUGCUGGGUAUUCCUCCACUGACUGGGAUCCUUUUCUCUUACUCUAGGAUUCUUUCCUCCAUAUUGAAAAUGUCUUCAACAGAGGGGAGGUACAAAGCAUUUUCUACCUGUGGGUCUCACCUAACAGUCAUUUCCUUAUUGUACGGGACAGGGUUAGGCAUGUACCUCAGUUCUGCUUUUCCAAGGAUUUCCUUUUGCCACUUUUGUACCCCCUUUUCUCUGCACAAAUGUUCAUUCUUUGUCUCCUCUACCUAA